AUAUUUUCUGUGGUCAAUCACCGGUUAGAAAAUUGCCAUCAUGUCAACUAAAAUCGUAUUAAUAUCCGCAUUGCUGUUGCUAAUAUCUUCCACUGCCGUCCAGGCCCAAGUAUGCAGUUGUGUAUGCAUCACAAUAUGCUGCACGCCCGAGCAGCUUUCAACCCUCUCCUGUCCCCAAGCGCAGCAGCAGCAGACGGGACUGACUGUCCAAACUCACCCUCCUAAAAAUAAUGCUGAGGCUUACCUCGAAUACAUACAGGCACAAAAUAUUUUAAAUCAGUACUUACAUCAACAGCAGUUGCGGCAAUACCAAAAGCUUCAGGAACAAAAAUUCCUCUGGCAACAGCAACAAUUGCUAAAUCAGCAACAAUCGGUAAACCAGCAACAAUCGGUAAACCAGCAACAACCUCAGAUUAUCAUCACGGAUAUACCAACGACCAAUAUUGCACAGACUACGUGGGCAGUUGAUGUUUCUAAGAAAUAUUUAUUGGCUCUAAUAUUGUCAGUUUGCGACGAAACUACAGAAAUCGAUUCCACCGAGAGUACAACACCAAAUCCGUGUCUCCCAGCAGAACCUCCAGCCUCAAGAAGUGCCCCUGAUAAUCAAUUGUGUGAUUAUUCAAAACGACCCCUUAAAAUUUGUACUUUGGUUAAAAAGCAACUUCAAGAUUUUAUAAAGAGUUCUUUGACUUCUAAUACUGCCCAUACUAACGAUUUGAUUUUAAAGAGUAAAUUUUUACAGGCUUUGAUACCAUGGUAA
This is a messenger RNA of Ctenocephalides felis (cat flea), 760 nucleotides long. RefSeq lists its product as uncharacterized. The transcript has 3 exons. The record is from RefSeq and is a predicted model, not a curated record. NCBI's taxonomy places the organism in Eukaryota, Metazoa, Arthropoda, Insecta, Siphonaptera, Pulicidae. The coding region runs from base 41 to 760 and encodes 239 amino acids.